Molecule: messenger RNA, 2115 nt
Organism: Sodiomyces alkalinus F11
Lineage: Eukaryota; Fungi; Ascomycota; Sordariomycetes; Glomerellales; Plectosphaerellaceae
Product: phospholipase D active site-containing protein
Exons: 3
Coding region: 1-2115 (704 amino acids)
Molecular function (GO): catalytic activity
Source: RefSeq, a predicted model, not a curated record
AUGCCGCCUACGCCUCUGACCAAAACCAUCGACAAGGUGAAGGACAUCAGCGAAGAGCUGUAUCACCAUUGCUCCGCCCAUAAGAGCGUUUCCCUACUGUUAGCCAAGGAACCUUCACUCACUCCAAGCGAGGCCUGGGACCAGUUGUAUGGCAAGAGUUGGCAACAUCAUCAACAUCAACAUCGUCAUGAAGCUGAAAAAGACAGCCACCCGGCCAACAGCAGCGGCGAUGUGGCCCCAUCCGGUGGACUGUCAUCGCUAGACAAGGCGUCCGCCCUGGCGACAUGGGGCAAGACGCAGCCUAGCGAUCUUUUCCUCCAGAUAUACGGUGACUCGCUGAGGACCAUAGACGACAGGCUUGAUCAGGCCGUCGUCAGUCCUUCUCUCAUGGGCACCAGCGGAACUGUACCCCUGACCAUCAUCUCUACCACCCCGGACAUCGCGCGCCACAUGUCCAACCUCAUCGUCCGCGCCGAAAAGGAAAUCCUCCUCUUCACCAACUACUGGCAAAACGGCGUGGCCGCCACCUUCCUCACCAACGCCCUCCGCGAACUCUCCCGCCGUGUCGGCGCCGAACGCCGCAGCAAGGUAGUCGUGAAGCUCAUGUACGACCGCGGCUCGCUGAAGCAGUUCCUCGACCCGCACCACGAAGUCGCCGAGCGCGACUUCACCGACCGCCAGGUCGCCCUCCCGCGCCGCAGCGACAUCCCGCACCUCGACCUGCACGUCAUGAACUACCACCGCCCCUUGCUGGGCACCUUCCACGCCAAGUUCACCGUCGUCGAUCGGAGGAUCGCCCUGGUGCAGAGCAACAACGUGCAGGAUACCAACAACCUCGAGAUGGCCGUGCAGUUCGAGGGCCCGGUGGUCGACUCCAUCUAUGAUAUGGCCUUGAUUACGUGGAGCAAGGGGCUGGGGGCUGGGUUGCCGUUGAUCGGUUCGCCCGCCACGGGCGCGCAGGAUAGUUGUCCGAGCUGGACGGAGAGUCAUGAGCGGUUGUUCGACGACGCCGGAAGACUGCGAGGCACUCCUGUCGUUGUUGAUCCGGACAAGAUGACCUGGACGAGUCCGUUUGCUCCGAUCGAGCAGGAUCCCAACAGCGGCACCUCCACCUCCACCUCCACCUGGACCUCGACCUCCACCUCCUCCCCAGCCCCUGAAUCGGACAUCGACCUCCUCCCCGAGCACCACCACGACGAUCCCCACUACGAUCACGACCAGGCCUCCGAAAUCCUCCGCGUACAAGCUUCCGUCACAGCUCGUCCCGGCGAAGACGCGUUCGCACCCAUCACCCGUCACCUGAACCACACACUACACCCCGGCUACGUCGUUCUCGCCUCGCACCGGCCCCCAGACUUCCCCCCGGCCGAACAAAUGACCCCUUACCUCCCACAUCCACCACACGACCCCGUCCCCAUGGCCCUCGUCAACCGACCGCCCUACGGCUUCCCGAACAACCAGGACAUCGUCAACCCGCAAAACGCAGCCUGGCUCUCCGCCCUCCGCAACGCCCAACACUCCGUCUUCAUCCAGACCCCGACCCUCAACGCAGAGCCUCUCCUCCCCGCUAUAACCGAAGCCUGCGAAAGAGGCGUAGACGUGUGGUGCUACAUCUCUCUAGGCUACAACGACACUGGUGAACUCCUCCCCAUGCAAGGAGGCCACAACGAACUCAUCUCGCACAAACUCCACACCUCCCUCCCCACCCCCGCCCGCUCCAAGCUGCACUACAACUGGUACGUCGCCAAAGACCACGCCAAGCCCCUGGUCCAAUGGUCCGGCCCCCGCGCCAGCCACGUCAAGCUCCUCAUCGCCGACGAGCGCGUCGCCAUCCUCGGCUCCGGCAACCAGGACACCCAGACCUGGUGCCACUCCCAGGAGGCCAACCUCAUGGUCGACUCCCCGCCGCUCUGUCGCGCCUGGAUCGACGCCCUGCGCCGCGUCCAGAACACCGCCGCCUACGGGGCCGUGGAUCGCCGGGACGGCGUGUGGCGCGAUCCCCGUGGCGGAAGGGAGGUCGAGGGCGCGCUGGGCGUUGAGCCGGGGUGGUUUAGCUGGGCCAAGGGCGUCGUUGGGGCUGUGAGACGCGUGCAGGGGAAGGGGGGGUUUGGUUGA